AGAGAGAGAGAGAGAGAGAGAGAGGAGAAAGAGCUGCUGGAAAGCCAUAAUGGUCUCUGGCGCGUGCAGCGGUGCUGAUCUGCACACUUUAUGUCACCGAGCAGCCCUGCCUUCCUCCCUUUACAGAGACACGCACACACACACGUACAUGUCGUCAGCACAGCUUUAGUGCAGCCUAAGAGGAUCCUUCAUACUGCUGGAUUACUGGAUUACUGCCGGACCGUCUGUCUUCUGUGCUCAUAGGCUGCAAAUUUGAUCCUAAUUUUGUUCAGCUCCACGCUGGAUUACAUUACAUCUCCAAUCCGCAUAAGGAAGAAAGAGAGGACGAGAACGCUAAAGAGAGGUGGUGGCUCAUCACCAGUUGCCUUUUCUCUGCCUAAAGGCAACCGGCUUUUAUUUUCCGCAUAAAGGAAUACACCCUGGACCUGGGUUUGUCAGGACUUGAUGGAAUAUAGAUACAUUUCAUGCAUCUCGAGCAUCUCACAUAUCUUGUUUGUUCACUUGUAAAGCUUGACUUGCCUACAAUGACCGUUUCGCUAUAAACACCAUCCAUCGUUCUCACCCACUGCAUCAUAUCAUGCUUUUCACAAGACUCUCUGUUACAUGAACUCUGUUGCAUGAACUGUGUAUUCGAUAUCCUACAAACAGAAGGAGUGGCAAAGCUGUAAAGAGACAGGGAGUAAAGCGAUAGAAAGGACGAGUGCGGUGGGGUAAGCAGUGGGGGGAACUGCUUCAGACGUGCUCUGACAGGUGUAGUCACUCAUCUAUUCUCUGGCAUAUGCACAGUCGGCAGUUAGCGAAAAAACGAGAGGAUGUAAUUGUUAAGUGACAGGGAGCUGUCUUAAAGAGAGUCAAGAACGUGCAAGAGAAAAAAGGCUUUUCUAUAUUCUUAGUUGAAUGAGACAGAUUUUGAAUUGCUCUAAUGGCGCUAUUAGAGGUGCCUCACGAAAGAGUCUUCUGAAACAUUAGCCACCAUGCCAUAUGUUUAAAGCACAGGACUAGCAAAGCAAAAGGUGAUCAACUCAACAGGUCAACUGCUGCUUUACUUGCAGGACAUCAGAUAGUAAAAGGUGAAAUUAUGCAUGCUAUAGACUGCCUUUAGCUGUACUUUCUGAUAAUAGCACAAUGAAUCCCAGAAAUCACUUAUUUCAGCUGGGAAAUCAGGCAUCUGGCCUGAUCAUAUAUCACAGACAAUAUUAAUAUCUUCUUUGAACUGAUUAUAAAGUGUGAGGAAUAAAUACACCAGGGAUUUUAUAUGGAUACAAACAAAAUAUAUAAGCAAGCUCUAGGUUGCUUAAAGCAUAUUGUUGAAUAAGAAGAGGUUUGCCUCAAGGACUUCAUUUCAUUGUUUUAGUAUUUAAUCAUUUACAUUGCUAUGCUGCCAGGAAGAGACCAAAUGCACAAAUAUUCGACACAAGCACAGUGUUUUGGAGUGCCUGGAUUUAUCCCUAAACCACAACCCUUCGCUUCCUAACCCUACCCAAUCCUUUUACAACAGACUUGAAUUUCUUACUUUCAGGCUUUUCUGAAGGUGUCUUUUAAUCCAAUUUGAUAUUCUGACUAUAAGAAGAGGAACAGACCGAGACCAGAACCUCAAAGGCUUUUCAUGGAAAACAGAGUCAUACCCUGUAGGGAGGAAUCUCCAGAACUCAACUAAGAACUUGUUUCUUUUACGUAGCCGAGAAUCCGAGGAGGGAAAUCCCUCAACUGGAAAUUCAGACCAAGAUGGGCUGUAACAUGUGUGUAGUAAACCGGCCUGAGGAGCAGUACAGGAUAAUGUUUCAGAAGGGGAACAUGAUGCGCCCCAUUGAUGCUGAAAUAAAGCUUAAAGGUAGAAGAACAUCUCCAUUAUCCCAAGACAAGGAUGGCCAUUCCCAUGAUCCUCUAUUGCUUCAAGUGGUCCGGAAGGGACACAGGAGGAAAGCAGGAACUGCAUCAGGAAGUGCCAGACUUAUGGCUAUCACAGACUGUAUGGACAACUCCACGCAGACAGAUAUCAGCUUCCAGAACUUUCUGGGUGUUGGUCGAGGGAAGCAUACCAGCUGCAGCUCUCCGAAACCCCCUCCAUCUCCUCCACUUCCCCCAAUGGUGGAGUCAUACCUGCUUAAUGACCUUACUCUGGAGAAGGACUCUGCUGAUCCCAACGAUUACCUAGAUGUUACUAAUCACGAAGUGGAUCGACAGGAAGAGCUGGAAUAUGAGGAAGUGGAGCUUUAUAAGUCCAGUCAGCAGGACAAGCUUGGCCUGACAGUGUGCUACCGCACUGAUGAUGAGGAGGACCAGGGUAUCUAUGUAGGAGAGGUCAAUCCAAACAGCAUUGCUGCUAAAGAUGGCCGCAUCCGAAAGGGCGACAGAAUACUGCAGAUAAAUGGAGUUGACGUACAGAAUAGAGAAGAAGCAGUGGCCAUCCUUACCCGAGAAGACAGCACAAAUUUUUCACUGCUGCUUGCCAGACCAGAUGUGGAGCUGGAGACUCAAAUGGACCCUGAAGAUCUGGAUUUCGAAUUACCAGUAGGCAUGAGUGUGGACACUCUAAACAGCUCGCACUUAUCCAAUCUAUACCAUCAUCGGCAGCAAAGAGGCCAGGCGGGAAUUCAUGAGGUCCCAUUACACAAUGAAACACCCUUGCUAAGCUUGGCCACACUUAAUAACAGCCAGGAGCUGGACAGUGGUGUGGGACGAACUGACGAGAGCACCAAGAAUGAGGAAUCAUCCGAGCACGAUAUACUCCUUGGCGACGAGCAGACCAGUGCCUCCAAUACCAACACCACUAAUACACCACAUAGUCUCCGCAAGUUCAGGCCUGGCAGGGGCAAUGGAGGUGGUGGAGAUACUCCAUCCCCAUUACUCCAUAUUGGAGAACUUCACUUCAGCACAGACUCCCUGGAUUGUGGUGGUGCAGGGGGAGGAUAUUUCCAUGAUCCAGUGAGCACAAUGAUGAUGCCUGGUCUGACCGAAGAGGAGUGUGAGAGGUACAAAGAGCUGCUAGAGAUCAAGUGUCGCUAUGAAAGAAAUAUAAAAGAAGGCAACGGAAAGAAAAGCGCUGAGGAAGUAAGUAAGAAGGAAGAAGGGGAGGAGGAGGAGGAGGAGGAGGAAGAAGACAAAGAGGUGUCUCUGGAUGAAAACUCGAAUGAAAGCCUGACUCCGCACGAGAUGGCACUCCUGGAGGAGGAACUACGGCAUCUUGAAUUUAAGUGUCGGAACAUUCUGCGGGCACAAAAGAUGCAGCAGCUACGAGAGCGCUGUCUAAAGGCAUGGCUGCUGGAGGAGGAGGCUGCAGCAAGGGGGUCUAAUGACCUUCAAGGUUCGCCACACCAUGAGCUGUCAGAUAUCAAAGAACUCCCUGAGAGAGAGCGAUCCGACAAGGACACCAGUAGUGCUUACAAUACUGGAGGAGAAAGCUGCAGAAGCACACCUUUGGUGAGUGAUCGCCUCUCUCCUGUGGCUCAGAUAGAUGAGUCUGGUUCUGCUUUGCAGGUGAGACACAGAGACCGACCAAGCUGGAGUGAGAGGGGACGUGGUACACUCAGUUAUUCACCCAGUAGCUACAAGAAGUUUCACAUGAACACCAAUAUCAACCAGAAGUAUCACUCUUUGUCUCGAGAAGGGACCACUCGUUCACUAGCAGAUGGUGGUACACAGGGCAGGAGCUCGAGAUCCAACAGCAUCCAUGAAAGGACCGGUGGCCGUAGUGCUGAAUCUAGUCCCUAUUUUACUCGAAGACAUCACUCUAACCGACCCAAGCCGGAGCGCUACCAGAGCUGCAUGCAGCUAGGCUCCUCAUUCACAGAGACCACUGUGGAUAGAACUGUGGAAGGGGAGAGUGAGGCGCCAGUUGGCAGUAGUGGCCGGGCAAGCCCUAUGAGUUUAGCAAACAGCACACUUAGCCCCAUGCUCCACACCAGCCCAGCAAAACACUCGCUGGAUUUGCCUCUGCAGCUUCCACCUGCCUUACCACGCAUGGAGUGGAAGGUGAAGAUCCGUAGUGAUGGUACACGCUAUGUAGUAAAACGACCUGUCCGCGAUCGCUUACUGAAGGCCCGUGCCAUAAAGAUCUGUGAAGAACGGAGCGGCAUGACCACUGAUGAUGAUGCUGUAAGCGAAAUGAAAAUGGGCCGAUACUGGAGCAAAGAGGAGCGCAAGCAGCAGUUGCUGAGAGCCCGGGAGCAACGACGACGACGCGAGUUUAUGAUGCAAUGUCGACUAGAUUAUCUUCGCAAUCGUGGCCAAGACCUCGGGAAGGAUGGGCAACAGGAGCCAGGUCAGGCUCCUACCUCCAUUCUAGAGAUAAGCCAAAAGAAGAGCUCAAAGAAGCGCAAUCGUCGCAUUCUGGACAAUUGGAUCACCAUCCAAGAGCUGUUGGCUCAUGGUUCUCGCUCUCCAGAUGGGACAAGAGUCUACAACCCUCUUUUGUCUGUCACUACUGUCUAAGAGAAUAGCACAGAAAAAAAAAGCUUGAGCAAUCUUACAAAUUUCUGAGUAGCACAUCGCCAUUACAUAUAAGCAGCAUCGAGGUAACAAGCACAAUUGUUUUUCAUCUGUGCUGGUGCUCAAAAUCCUUCAUUUUGAGUAAAUGUGCUUAUUUUCCUAAAAUGUAGAUGCUUUGGUUUUAAAAUCAAACCAGCUUAAUUAAUUACCUUCUAAAUCCCAAACAUGAAGCCUUAUAAUUUUCUUCUAGUUAGCAAAGACCACCAAUAAUUACAAAAAAAACCCAUCAUAUAAUCUUAGCAAAUAGUCUGGAUCAUGUCUUAAGGAAAUAACCAAAAACCAAUGAAAAUCUUAGACCUCAGCUAUAGUGAAAUAUUAUACAGCAUGUCUUAAUUGGAGCUGACUUGGUGCUACUUUCUGUGUUAAGUGUCUAAGCAUCAACUCCAACCUUACUGGAAUAAUGAACAAACGUUGUAAGGUCUACAGAUAUGCAUACAGUUGGAAAUGCUGAAAAGCUGUUUAGUGCAAAUUGUUACAUAUUAGGUCUUCAGUUAUAACAAAUACUUGUAGAAACUGAAAAGAUGUUCAUUAGGGCCUUGUUUUAGUUCUAUUCUAUCUAAUGCUAUGAGGAAUUCUGGAAUCUAGGCCCAUAAAUCAGCAUCCAGUCCCAGCACAACUUCUUUGGCAGCACAAUAAAUUCCCAGGCACAUAAACGUUAUUUGUGUGAAUUCUACAGUCUAUAUUACAUACUCUCACAAGUAAACUGCUAAAAUAAAAUAAAUUCCAGAAGAAGACAAAUAUCUGUGGCUUCUGUCAACAGAAUGUUAUGUUACAAUAGAAAUCCGCAAAAGAAAAAAGCACACAGCAUGAAAGAUCAAAGUUUGAAUCAAAACCCUUUAUGUUUCGUGUCAUUAUCCAAACCAUUACUAAAUGGGGCUCUUUAAUACUGUAGAAUCCUGUAAUGGUUAUUUAACAACUCAGUGCUGAUACGGUCAUUAUAAAGUCUAAUUUUAAAGCACAGUUUUCCCUUCAAAACCUAUAAUAGAAAAAGGAAAGGAUGUUCCUGCCAGACACUACAUUUUAGAACCACUGAGGUUGGACAGACAACAUGGUGCUGAAUAGGCACGGUGCAUGUUGAAGAAAAUACUGCCUAUACCAUAGAAACUAGGACAAGGCGAAUGUGCAUGAAAACACUAACACCAGCAUAACAUAGACACAAUUUACUGCUUAUUAAAAGUAAGGUUCGUCAAUAUGGACACAAUAUCCUACACUGAAUAUCCUGCUACAUAUUGUGACUGUGGUCCGCUUUGCAAUAUGUUCAAAGAAAACACUGAAAAGCCCUUAAUGUGACAUGGGUAAAGCCUUGAAACCCUGGUGUGAAUAAUGAAUUAUUUAUGGGAUUAGUCGGUGUGAUUUAUACUCGAGCAGAAUGGUGAUAUAUGUUUAAGAUAAUCACAGCCUCACAAAUGAAAUAGUAAUCACUGUAAUCAUUAAUUGAUAUCAAUGAUAUAUUGUAAUAUCAGUUUGAAAAGGCACAGAAAAUAUGAACAAUGUGAUACACUGUGAGUGAUCGACUCAGUGGCACUUUUAUAAGGAAUACAGCUACAACUGCACAUUCGUGCAAAUGUCAGCCAAUCGUGUAGCAGCAGUGUGCAAAUGUGAUCUCAGGAUCGUGGAGAUGCCUAGAUGAGGAACGAGAUCCGAAGAGAAUAGCCAGACUGAAACACUAUGAAUUCUUCUGCUGUUGCAUACCAUCUGCCUCAAAAUUCAAUGUGUUGUGGAUUAUGGGAUGCUUUUCUGCUCACCACAGUUGUAAAAAGCUGUUACUUAAGCCAAUGAGAUACUUUGUAUACGUCCCCAUUCUGAUGUUUGAUGUGAACAUUCACUGAAGCGCUUGACCUACUUACUUUUAUUCGGCUUCUCCCGUUAGGGGUCGCCACAGCGGAACCAUCUGCAUAAGUUGGCACAUGUUUUUACGCUGGAUGCCCUUCAUAACGCAACCCUCCCCAUUUAUCUGGGCUUGUGGCAGGCACUAUGGCUUGUGCAACCCUAAUGGCUGGGGUUAGUUCCCUGACCGGGGAUCGAACCCGGGCCACAGCGUUGAGAGCGCCGCAUCCUAACCACUAGACCACCAGGGAACCUACUGAAGCGCUUGACCUAAAUCUGCAUAAUUGUAAGCAUAGUGCUGCUGCUUCACAAUUGGCUGAUUGAAUAGAUGAAUGAAUAAACAGGUGUAUGGGUGUUCCAAAUAAAAAGGCCAAUGAAUAGAAAGUGCUGAGAAUGUGUGUACAGCCAUAACAACUAAAACAUAGAUCAAAUUCUACCAGCAGCAUCAAUUGAAGCACAAGACCAAAAAAAGGCCAAAUCCGUAUUUAUGCAGCAGAUGAUGCUCUGCAGAGUGCCCAUUCCUGAACUCUGAAUCACAGUAUGAGUGACGUGUUAAAUUGUAAAUAAGUAUGUGAACAAACAGAAAAACCGCUUUGCUUAUAACUUAUUCUGAUCACUCUCACCCUCCGCUCUAUGCUUACCAAGUGACUUUUCCCACUUUUGGAC
Molecule: messenger RNA, 6981 nt
Organism: Silurus meridionalis
Lineage: Eukaryota; Metazoa; Chordata; Actinopteri; Siluriformes; Siluridae
Gene: pdzd4
Product: PDZ domain containing 4
Exons: 8
Coding region: 1726-4431 (901 amino acids)
Molecular function (GO): protein binding
Source: RefSeq, a predicted model, not a curated record